Messenger RNA from Aethina tumida (small hive beetle), 2007 nucleotides. It is a transcript of the gene Skp2, whose product is annotated as S-phase kinase-associated protein 2. Gene Ontology annotation, biological process: SCF-dependent proteasomal ubiquitin-dependent protein catabolic process. The record is from RefSeq and is a predicted model, not a curated record. Lineage: Eukaryota; Metazoa; Arthropoda; Insecta; Coleoptera; Nitidulidae. Gene Ontology annotation, cellular component: SCF ubiquitin ligase complex. Gene Ontology annotation, molecular function: protein binding. The coding region runs from base 173 to 1672 and encodes 499 amino acids. The transcript has 8 exons.
AAAAUAUUUGGACAUAAUUUAUGCUUGUUUUAAUUAGUUUUGGUCUAGUGUAUGCUGAUAAUUGCAAUUGUAAAUAUGUGGUCUAGACCAUCACAGAUAAACAUGCAAAAAAUUUAUAUAAACAAUAAUUAAAUAUUCUUUGAAAGUAGCUUGUGUCAAAUCAAUACACUGCAUGCAAAAUAUCCAAACACGUUGUUCAAAUGCGUGUGUGAAAAUUAAUAUAAUUGUACAUGUUUUACUGGAAGAUUAUAUGUUGGAAUAUGUGAUCGAAAAGACCGGGAAUGAGAGAAAAAUUUUAACAAUGUCCAGGCAAAGCGUUCUCCAACCCGUUGACGUGAAUAUAGACAGAUCGCCCGCAAGGAAACGUGCGAGGUACGAUGACGAUUUGGACUCGAGCUGGAGUUUGAAUAAAAGUGACGUUGUUUUACACGAAAUUUAUGACCAAGGAAUCGGACGACUAGAUUGUGAUACUGAAGAGGUGCUCACAGAUGAUGAUACCAUUUUCUGCAAAGAUGAACCACAGGCCAUCAAUGUUUCCUGUGUGUCCAUGUCACCAAAUACUAAAGUUAAGCAAUUAGCUGUACUUGAGUCAACUUUAACCAAAGAAGCCUUAGAUAAGUUAUGUAUGGGAGAAUGGGAUAAUUUAUUAGUCAAAAAACCAAUAAUGAAAGCUACUGAUAAAACCAAUUAUUUUAACUCCCUCUCUGAUGAGGUCAUCCUACACAUUUUGAGGUGGUUGCCCCGCUCAUCACUAAGGGACAUUGCUCUAGUGUGCCGGAGAUUCUCCAGACUAACACAUGAUGAGAGUCUCUGGACCAGACUGGACAUGUCCAACAAAACUCUCCCACCAGGUGUACUGGGCACAAUUGUGGCUAAACAAGUGGUAGUUCUGAGGCUGGCCAAAAGUAAAAUAUGUGAUCCAGCAAUUGAACCCACAAGUAUUGUCGCAAAUCCAGACUUCCAGUCCAGAUUGGUUUACUUAGAUUUAAGUAUGACUUACAUAAGCACUGAAACUCAGACCAGUUUAUUCAGCAAAUGCAGGAGGCUGAAAAAACUGAGUAUGGAAAAUGUGCCUGUGAAUGAUGAUGUAUUGACUGCUUUAUCUGGCAAUAAGGACUUGGAAGUUAUUAAUUUUGCCAUGUGUACUGGUAUACAGGAAGAGGGACUGAAGUAUUUAAUUAACAAUUGCAGGAGAAUCAGAGAACUGAAUAUUGCAUGGACUUAUUUAAAUAGUAAGUGCAUACAGUAUUUGUGUGAAAAUUUACCAUCUUCUAUGGAUAGACUUAAUUUUUCUGGAUGUAGAAAAUUAAUAUGUGAUAAGAAUGUAUCAGAUUUAGUAUCCAGUUGUCCAAGACUGAGAGAGUUAGACUUAUCAGAUUGCACAGUUAUAACAGGAGAGAGUGUCAGACAAAUAGCUCUUCUGGAGGAUAUUAAUUGUCUCGCCUUAUCUAGGUGUUACUCCAUUCAAUAUAAAUCUUUAUUGUAUUUGAAGAAGUCGAGGAAUUUAGCGUUUCUGGAUAUCCAUGGUUUCAUAGAUCGUACGGAAGUUAGAGCUAUACAAGAUGGCUUGGGAUCACAGGUGCAACUCAACAAAUUUAUUUUUAGUUCGGUAGCCCGGCCGACAGUCGGCAUGAGGAGGACCAGUAUUUGGAACAUGAGAGUUCGAGAUUGAUUGAUUAACCUUUACUUGUUUAUCAAAAUUGUGAUUUAAUGUUAAGUUUUGUUAAAAUAACGAGAUAAUGUUAUGUUCAUGAAUAUGGGUAUUAAUCUAAUUUCAUUUCAGUUUUGUAAACACUGCCAUAUUUUUUGAUCUUCUAAUUUAUAGUUUAUUUAUUGAGAGAUGUUCUUGGCUUGCGGGGACGUGAACGAUUCGUCUCCUCAAAGUUCAAUGGGAGUGUGGAUGAAAUUUUGCUAUUAAUUUGGUGAUUUGUAUAUAUUUAAGGCUGGUGUCUACCUCAAAUGCAAUGUUCCCUGGUCCUUGUUCUUUCAAUAAAAUUAUUAUACGUA